Molecule: messenger RNA, 1974 nt
Organism: Microthlaspi erraticum
Lineage: Eukaryota; Viridiplantae; Streptophyta; Magnoliopsida; Brassicales; Brassicaceae
Source: the annotation of a GenBank genome assembly
AUGGAAAAAUCUGUUCUCUUUCACAUCCCUUGUUUUCUUCUCUUCCUUCUCUUAACCAUCAAUGGCGUUCACGGUAACUACUUCAUCUGCGGCAACGAAACCUUCUCUCCAAACACAACCUAUGGCGAAAACCUCAACACUCUCUUGCCUUCUCUUGCCUCAAACGUUACCGCACAAGGCGGUUUCUACAACGCUUCACUAGGCGGAGUUUACGCCCUUGCUCUUUGUCGAAAACACUACGAUGUUCAAGCUUGUCGUAGCUGCGUCAAAAGAGUAAGUAGGAAUCUGUUAACACAGUGCCAAGGCCAAACUGAAGCGUAUCACUGGAAUUCUGAAACCGAGGCAAACGUUUCUUGUCUAGUACGUUACUCAAAUCUCCCUACAUUCGGCAAACUAAGGCUUGACCCAAUUAUGAAUAUUCCUCACUCGGGCCUUCCCUCUUCGAAUCUGACCCGUUUCACAGAAGAGUUUACGGUGAUGGCUAAUCGAACAAUCGAUGUUGCAUCCACGGCCGAUGAGUCUUCAGCGUUGGAGUACUAUGGAGUCUCAAGUGCGGAGUUUACUGAAUUUCCUGAGGUUUACAUGUUGAUGCAAUGCACACCUGAUUUAUCAUCCGAUGAUUGUAAGCAUUGUCUGAGAGAGAAUGUUAGGUAUAAUCAAGAACAUAACUCGGAUAGAGUCGGGGGAACGAUCGCGCGUCCUAGUUGUUUUUUCCGAUGGGAUCUGUACCAUUUUGUAGGAGCUUUCGACAAUCUUGAGAGAGUUUCAGCGCCUCCUCGACCUCCUCCAGAAGACAAACAAACAAAGAAAGGAAGAAUUUUACAACCUUGGAGCGUUGUGGUUGCUGUCGUUCCUACUGUCAUUAAUAUGUUCGUGUUUGUUGCUUUCGUGAUUGCUUAUCGCCAGAUGCGGAGGAGGAUUUAUGCUGGACUAGUCUACAAUAAUUCUGAUUCUGAUGGUCAAUCUAUGUUAAGAUUUGAUCUUGGCAUGAUAUUAAUUGCAACCGAUGAGUUCUCACCGGAAAAUAAACUUGGACAAGGUGGAUUCGGUUCUGUCUAUAAGGGGAUUUUACCGAGCGGACAAGAGAUAGCGGUAAAGAGAUUAGCUGGAGGAUCAGGACAAGGAGAUUUAGAGUUUAAGAAUGAGGUCUUACUCUUGACAAGACUCCAACAUAGGAAUCUAGUUAAGCUUCUUGGGUUCUGUAAUGAAGGAGGUGAAGAGAUUCUUGUUUACGAGCAUGUCCCUAAUUCAAGUCUUGAUCACUUUAUCUUCGAUGAAGACAAACGACUGCUUCUUACUUGGGAUGUGAGGUGUAGAAUCAUAGAAGGAGUUGCAAGAGGGCUUCUUUAUCUCCAUGAAGAUUCUCAACUGAGGAUUAUUCAUCGAGACUUAAAGGCAAGUAAUAUUCUCUUAGACGCUGACAUGAACCCUAAAGUUGCAGACUUUGGGAUGGCGAGGUUGUUUAACAUGGACGAAACUCGAGGAGAGACAAGCAGAGUAGUUGGAACCUACGGAUAUAUGGCUCCAGAGUAUGUGAAACACGGACAAUUUUCGGCAAAAUCUGAUGUUUACAGCUUCGGUGUUAUGCUUUUGGAGAUGAUUAGUGGUGAAAAAAACAAGAACUUUGAAGAUGAAGGACUUCCUGCUUUUGCAUGGAAGAGAUGGGUAGAGGGAAAACCUGAGAGCAUAAUUGAUCCUUCCUUAAGCGAACGUCCCAUAGACGAAAUUAUAAAGUUGAUUCAGAUUGGUUUGUUGUGUGUUCAAGAGAAUGCAGCAAAAAGACCAACCAUGAACUCUGUAAUAGUAUGGCUUGCAAGAGACGGUACUCUGACAAUACCUAAACCUACAGAAGCUGCUUUCGUCACGCUUCCUCUCUCGGUGAAACCUACAAACAGAUCCUUGGAUAAGUCUAAAGACAAAGAUUCUGCGUUUUCAGUGGACGAUGUUUCGAUUACUGUGCUGUAUCCUCGGUGA